Messenger RNA from Cylindrotheca closterium, 642 nucleotides. Lineage: Eukaryota; Bacillariophyta; Bacillariophyceae; Bacillariales; Bacillariaceae. The record is from the annotation of a GenBank genome assembly.
AUGGGAAAGUCGAAGAACAACAAGAAAGUGGCAAUCGCUGCUAAACCUGUUAAUUCUACUGCUCUUAGUGAGGGUCGCAUCAGUUUUUCGCAAAAAAGCCGAGCCGAAACCGCCAAAAUUCGAUCGAAAAAGGAAUCCGACGAUUUGGACCCUCCAAUCGUCAACAACAACAGCGACACCGAGAUGGAGGAGGUCGAGUAUCCACUGAAGUACGAUUGCAUUGUCCAGAACAUCGAUUUGUCUCAGUGGAACCUGCAAACCCUUGCCUAUUUAUGCACAAUCUACCGUGCUUGUGGUCAACGCAACAAUAAAAAAGAAGUGGUCUUUGGAAACGAGCUGUUCUCGGCAUGGGAGAACAAGCCCAAUUUCCACUGGCCUUGGUGCGAAGGGUAUUCUGAAAAUUUCGUAGACCCUCCGGCGACUGAAUCCUGGGAGGAAGCAGCCGACAAGCUACUACAGAUUUGCGAUGGGGACUGGAACUUGGUCGAGCAACGCAUUCGAGCUGCGCUUGACCGAGACAUCAAGGACGAAUUUACUGGGAACGAUCGUAAUAAUAAUAAAUCUGAUGCAUUAAUCAUGUUAAAACUAUCUCAAGUUUCUAGAUUGCCGUUAACGGCUGUCAUGGCCAUUUACCAUACGGAG